Molecule: messenger RNA, 1701 nt
Organism: Debaryomyces tyrocola
Lineage: Eukaryota; Fungi; Ascomycota; Pichiomycetes; Serinales; Debaryomycetaceae
Source: the annotation of a GenBank genome assembly
AUGUCGACUUCAAGUCUUUCAAAGACGAACAGCGUUGAGCAUAAAGAAGAGAGUGAGCCCACUUCUGAGGUUCAUUCCUUCUUAGGAAUGCAUGGUAAUAGAUUGAAUUUCUGUGUUUCCUGUGUUGCUGGUCUUGGGUUUUUACUUUUCGGGUAUGACCAAGGGGUUAUGGGUUCCUUAUUGACAUUGAAAUCAUUUCGUAAAACGUUCCCUUCUAUCGAUACUGGUGGAGAUGGUGAGCCUGGAGAUGGUGAUGCGACACUUCAAGGUGCAGCCAUUGCUUUAUAUGAAAUCGGUUGUAUGGUUUCUGCGUUAUCAACAAUUUAUUUCGGAGAUAGGUUGGGUCGUUUGAGAACGAUUUUUCUUGGUGCUGCUAUUAUGAUGAUAGGUGGUGCAUUGCAGGCUUGUGCAUACACCUUAGCACAUUUAAUCGUUGCAAGGAUUGUGACUGGUUUAGGUAAUGGUUUCAUUACUGCGACAGUUCCAGUGUGGCAAGCAGAGGUGGCUAAACCUGAGAUGAGAGGUAAAUUAAUUAUGAUGGAGGGGUCCCUUAUUGCCUUAGGUAUUACCAUAAGUUACUGGGUCGAUUUCGCGUUUUAUUUCCUCGAUGGUACGGAUACAAUUCAUCAAGUUAGUUGGAGAUUCCCUGUUGCAUUUCAAUGUAUAUUUCCUAUAAUAAUUCUUCCAUUAAUUUUGAAGUUUCCUGAGUCACCAAGAUGGUUGUUAAAAAGGAAAAGAGGAAAGGAAGCUAGGAUCGUUUUUUCGGCUUUAUAUAACUUACCAGAAAAUGAUCCUUUAGUAUCAGAUCAAAUCACUGAAAUUGAACAAGCUAUUGAACUUGAAGUAGCUCAAGGAGCAGAGUCUUUUAAUUUAAGAGAUUUAGUGAAGCAAGGAAAGGCAAGAAACUUCCACAGAACGUGUCUUGCUGCUUGCUCCCAAAUGAUGCAACAAAUCUCAGGUAUUAAUCUUAUUACAUAUUACGCAGGAACAAUUUUUGAAAACUAUAUUCAUAUGGAUCCAUUAGAAUCAAGAAUUUUAGCUGCUUGUAAUGGUACUGAAUAUUUCUUGGCAUCCCUAGUAGCAUUCUAUACCAUUGAAAGGUUUGGUAGAAGGAAUUUGAUGAUUUAUGGUGCCUUAGGCCAAGCUUUCUGUAUGGCAAUUUUAACUGGGACAAAUUGGAAGGCUAUAGAAGCCGAAGGAACACACGCAGGUACGUCUGCUGGUAUUGCCGCUGCCGUUUUCCUCUUCAUGUUCAACACUUGUUUUGGUAUGUCCUAUUUGGGGGUUACAUGGCUUCUCCCUCCAGAAUUAUUGCCUUUGCAAAUCAGAGCACCUGGUGCUGCUAUAUCUACUGCUACUAAUUGGGCUUUUAAUUUUAUGGUGGUUAUGAUUACUCCGGUUGCAUUUGCAAAUAUCGAAGCUUACACUUACACCAUUUUUGCUGCCAUCAAUUUGUUGAUGGUGCCAGUAGUUUACUUCUUAUAUCCUGAAACUGCAGGUAGAAGUUUGGAAGAAAUGGAUAUCAUUUUUAACCAAACUCCUGUUAUGCAACCUUGGAAGGCUGUUCAAAUAGCAAAAGACUUACCAUUUAUGCACGCUGGUGUACGUGAUCCAGAAAAAGGUCCUACUAUUAGUCAUUUUGAAAAUGCUUCUAUGACCUCUAUUAUUAAGCAAAGUGGCGAACAAUCAGAGGUUUUGUAG